UCUCAGGAGUUCGCCAGAGGUAUUUAACUGGUGUAAAGGGGACUCACUUGCAAGUGUCUCCUGUUUGCAUGACAGUUUCUCCUGCUAGUUCACACAAUGUUCAAAAGACACAGGUCCCUUGCCUCAGAUCGCAAGCGAGAAUUAUUCUUCCAAAGAGUUUCACGGUCCAUAAUGAAGAAUGAUAUAAGAAAUUUCCACUCUUUGUCGCAACUUGUACUCUCAGCAGGCCCUCUAAAAGCAACUCCAGCAGUCAAGCACUCAAAAACUACUCACUUUGAGAUAGAAAUCCUUGAUGCUCAAACCAGGAAACAGAUAUGCAUCGUGGAUAAGGUGACACAAAGAGCUACUAUUCAUGAUGUUAAACAAAAGUUUCAUAAAACAUGUCCCAAGUGGUGCCCUUCUAGAGUUGGACUACAGCUAGAAUGUGGUGGACCUUUUUUGAGGGAUGACAUCACUAUUCAAAGUGUUGCAGCUUCCUCUAUUAUAACACUGUAUUUUACAGACCUAGGUCAGCAAGUCAGCUGGACCACAGUAUUUUUGGCUGAAUACACAGGACCUCUGCUAAUAUACCUCCUGUUUUAUUUGAGGAUCUCAUAUGUAUAUGACAGGAAAGAGAGCACUAGAAGUAUACGCCACCCAGUGGUACAUUUAGCUUGCCUCUUCCAUUGCAUUCAUUAUAUCCGAUAUCUUUUGGAAACUUUAUUUGUUCACAAAGUUUCUGCAGGACACACACCUUUGAAAAAUUUGAUACAGGGUUGUGCCUUUUACUGGGGAUUCACUUCUUGGAUUGCCUACUACAUUAAUCAUCCACAGUAUACACCACCAUCAUUUGGAAAUAGGCAAGUCACAGUAUCUGCUAUCAAUUUUCUGGUUUGUGAAGCUGGGAAUCACUUCAUCAAUGUAAUGUUGGCUCACCCCAAUCAUACAGGAAAUAAUGCCUGUUUUCCACGUCCAAAUUAUAACCCCUUCACAUGGAUGUUUUUGCUGGUUUCUUGUCCUAACUAUACCUAUGAGAUUGGGUCAUGGAUUAGUUUCACAGUCAUGACACAAACAUUGCCAGUUGGGAUAUUUACACUUCUGAUGAGUAUCCAGAUGUCUUUGUGGGCACAAAAGAAACAUAAGAUUUAUGUGAAGAAAUUCAACGCAUAUAUGCACAGGAAAUCAGCAAUAAUUCCAUUCAUAUUAUAAGAAUGUAGAUCCUUAUCUUGUAUAAAGAAAGGCAAUAUAUAAAUUCACUAAAUAAGACUUUGUGAAAGAUAGUUGACUGUUAAGCUCUAGCAAUUCAUGAAUGGCAUUUUUACAAAAUAAAAAUAUAAAAUUUUAAAAUUCACCAAAAUUAAAAUAAUAAACUUGAGGUUAAAAUAUAAGAAUAAUAAAUGUAAUUAAAGAAGAAUGACACUGAAUAUGUUUUCAAGAGAUUGAUCUUUGAAUAAUUUUUUUAAAUUUAUUCAUUAUGUCACAACAUUCUUUCAUAAGACAAUUUAAAUAUUUGAAUUCUAAAAUAAAUGUUUUUGAAAGUCAUAGCCUUUACAUCCCUGGAAUUUCAUACAUUAUUUUGAGAGCAAUUUAAUUUUUUCCUUUGUUGUUUAUUUUGUGACUCUGUGAAAUGUCUUAUGUUAUUAAUUUCUUGUGAAAAUUGUACUCAUAUGGAAAGUGAAUUUUACAUAAAUAAUCACAUAUUUUAUUUAUUCCUAAUCUAUACAUUCUAUAUUAUCAUUCUGAAAACAUGACAAUGAAAAUAUUUUCAAAACAUUAUUUGUUAAAUCAUUUUAAACAUGCAUUUUGAUAAGUUUAUGUAUAAAUUAUUUUAUAUCUAUAUGUAAUUUAUUUUAUAUAGAUAAAUUACAGGAUAUUUUCAGAUAUAUACAUAUAUGUAAUUCAAAUGGAUUAUAUGGCUAAAAUUACAUUAGUAAUUCAUGGGCAUUUAGAAUGGAAACAUGUUUUAUUUUUACAUAUUUUAAAUGCCUGUAACCUCUCAGGUCUGUGUGCAGGUUUGUGUGUGUGUGUGUGUGUGUGUGUGAUUGUGCAUAUAAUUAUGCACAUAUGUUUGUCAGAGAAGACUGAUGUUAUAAAAACCAAAGUGUAUACUUGUUAAAAUAUUUGAAAGAAAUUCUCAGUUCCUUCAUUUUAAAAUUGGGAUUCUUUAGAUUGGUAAGUUUCGAAAGCCUUUCUAAUUCUCAGAUUUUAUAAUUGUGUAACAAAAUGUCCUAAUUAAAGCUCUUAGAUCAUAUACAUGUAUGAAAAAACAUCUUAGGAAAUGUAGACUUAUAUGUGCCAAGUAAUUGUUUAUUGUAUGUGGCGAAUUAUUUAAGAAAUAGAAGUUUCACCCCUUUAAGAGCUUUAGCUUCAUUCCUAAAUGUUUACUGUUAAAAUAUCUCAGGUUACAACCACCACUAACUCUCUAAUACCUUUACAGCAAAAUAGCAUUACAUCUAUACAACGGUCUUAAAAGUAAUGGUUAGUGUAUUAAACCACAUUUGUCUCAUAUAGGUAUGUAAUUAACUAUCUAUCAUAAAUAUCCUUCCUGGAAACAUUAAGGGAAGUUGGUGUUUUUAUGCCUGAAUCUUGAGUGAACCUAGGCAAAAUGUGCACAUUUGUUUGCAAGUAGGAAAUCUUUAUUGUUGCAAAGAGGAAGGAAUUCAUAUCCAACUGACCUUUCUCUUUGUAUUGUGUAUAUAUGCUCUUAUCUCGGUUGUUCAUUCAUAUUUGUUUCUUCUCAAUUUAUUGUUGUAGACGUGCCUUAGUUAACAGAUACCCCAAUUAUGAAGUUUUUCAAAAUUUAUUAAUUAUUUUUACUUCUUGGGUUUCUGUAUAUUUUUCUCUACAUUAUUCUCUGUAUUUUUCUCUAUAGUCAAACACAUCACUAAGAGAGCUUGAUAAAAUUAUACCAUCUUUUUUUUUAUGAUGGUAGACAAGCAUAUAAAAUCCUGCACCAGCCACAUAUACACCUUCAGUUUAAAACUUUUCUUUUUCAUAGAAUUUCAUAGAGUUGCUGUACCUCAGGACAUAUAUACUGCCCACACACAUAAAUGAAUGUACAUAGGCAGACUAUAAUUUCUUUGAGUUGUGUAAUUUCUUACAUAUUUCCUCUUUCUGUAGCUUUCUCUAGCCAAGACUUUCAUCCCCAUUGUAUUUACCUCAAUUGUUUCCUAAUUCUGGGCUUUGAUACAUGUUCAUAAUCAUGCUUUGAAAAGUAGGAUGGGGAGCAGAAACAGAUCUCUUAUGAUUUCCUCUGUAUUUAAACUCUUUAAAUGAAUGUGUAUGGCUUUUUCUCUUAAAUGUAAAAUAAAAACUAGAAUGAAACUCUAAUAAUAUGUAUUCAUUACAUAA
This is a messenger RNA of Marmota monax (woodchuck), 3330 nucleotides long. RefSeq names its product trans-2,3-enoyl-CoA reductase like (gene Tecrl). NCBI's taxonomy places the organism in Eukaryota, Metazoa, Chordata, Mammalia, Rodentia, Sciuridae. Gene Ontology annotation, biological process: very long-chain fatty acid biosynthetic process. Gene Ontology annotation, molecular function: oxidoreductase activity, acting on the CH-CH group of donors. Bases 97 to 1188 code for a protein of 363 amino acids. The transcript is spliced from 12 exons. The record is from RefSeq and is a predicted model, not a curated record.